This is a messenger RNA of Homarus americanus (American lobster), 5556 nucleotides long. It is a transcript of the gene Polr3G, whose product is annotated as DNA-directed RNA polymerase III subunit RPC7-like. NCBI's taxonomy places the organism in Eukaryota, Metazoa, Arthropoda, Malacostraca, Decapoda, Nephropidae. The record is from RefSeq and is a predicted model, not a curated record. Bases 142 to 813 code for a protein of 223 amino acids. Gene Ontology annotation, cellular component: RNA polymerase III complex. The transcript is spliced from 3 exons. Gene Ontology annotation, biological process: transcription by RNA polymerase III.
CAGCUGUUCUCUUAUUGUUCGAGUAAUCUACAAUGUUGAAGAUUUUGCAGAGUAUGAAGAGGAGAGUGUAACUGUUAGCCAAGAGAAACCAUUAGCAACAAAUUGAGGCAUCCCAGCAGCAAAACCUUUCAGUGAGACAAGAUGGGUGGUAGAGGGCGAGGUGGUCGUGGUAGGGGCCGUGGAAUGACGUUCGAGCAGCUGGGUGUACAGAAAGGUGAAGUUUUACCUGAAAGAGUGGUAGGUCCUCCCGAAACAUAUCCUCCUCUAGAGUUCCGUCCUGUUCAGCCCACGCAAGAUAAAGAUUUAGCAGAUUCCUAUCUUCUUGUAGUUAAAAAAGAAUACAGAGAACAUAUGCAAAAUUCUCAAUAUUAUAUUCAACCUGGUGUCAAGAGACCCGAUAUUGAGAGGUACUCGGAUAGAUACCAAGUGCUAGCCGGUCAUCAUGGCCAGUUAACACUCAAUUGGUCACGGUUUCCUAAGGAACUUCACCCUUCUGUACCAUCUGCUGCCAACAAAAAGAGAAAGAAACUCGCAUCGAAAAUGAAAGUAAAUGUUAAGAAAGCCAGAACAAAAGAUGUUAAUGUAAGUGAAAGACUCGAGGCUUUAGAAAAAAAAGAAGCUACUCAGGGUGUAGAGGAAAAUGAGGAAGAAGGAGAAGAUGAAGAAGAAAAAGCUGAGGAGACUUUGGAAGAAUUAGAGGAGGUUGAUGAAGAACUGGAUGAGGGGACAGACUAUGUAAACAACUAUUUUGAUAAUGGUGAUAGUUAUAUUGAUGAAGAAGAUGAUGCACUUGAAGAAGGUGGAGUUUUCUGAAAUUUUAAGUCGAUGGCACUAAAUUUUUUUACCGUGUAUGGACGUGGCUUGUGCCUUAUGUUUUUAUUCCUUCGUGUACUUAAAUUCUGAUUUUCACUUGCAAAUCGUUUUAAUUUGUCAUCAGUCAGGGUCUUGCAAGUGAAUAUGGGUUUCAUAAGUGUUUAAGGAAAUUAGAGUGCCUGUAUGAGUGUGUUAUAUUUAUGUAAUGCAAGUUUUUUACUUUUUUUUUUUUACUGUAUAUGACAGUUAAUGUCAAUUUGGCAGGAAGUAGGUAGGAGUUAUUUUUUUCACAAAUGGAAUACUUUUUUUAAAUGCAAAAUGAUUUUUAUAUAUGGAAAUGUGUAUUCACGUUACACAUGGAGGUAGUGUGGCAAGUAUUGUAAUCAACCAACUUCACUUCCCCACCUAGUAAUGUUGGAGACCCCAGUUACAGCUGGGAGUGCCCUAGGGUUGAGACUUAGAACAGGAGACAAGCACUAUAUCUGCUUGGUUGCUGCACCCAUUUACUUUCCAACUUCUCUAAAAUUAAGAGAGAUUCAGUUGUGGAAAUAACUUCAAUUAAUGUUGUGGAAUUAGACAGUACAAUACAGUACAUUGUGGACGUAAAGGCAACCAAGCUCAAUGUAAAUGAUAUUGUCCUGUCACAGUGAAUCAGUUCUACCUGUACUAUGUGUUGGCUUCACAGAAAUCUGUACAUCACAAAUACAGCUUUUUAUUCAAUGUUUGUAUCACCUGGUGGGUCCUCGUGUACUUCUCUAUUCAGGUGAUAAUUGAGUAAGGGUAAUGCUGUCACACUGGAUUAAAUACAAAAAUUAUCACCAAACCUUACUUAAUUCCCAAGUGUCCCACUGCCACAUAGCAGCUAAUCCAUCAAACAGACCGUGCCAAACUUGUCCUGUAAACUCACAAAAGUUAAAAUGCUUAUAUUGUUGCCUGUUUAUACUUGUUUCACUGUUACAUUUUCGUAGUUACCCCCGUACUUACUCUAAGGUGAUAAAACCGUAAUGAAUUGUGCGAGAAGAUUAUUCUUUAAAUAAAUACGUAUUGCUUUACUCAUCAUAAGCUGGCUGCAUCUACCUGAACUGUGGGCCACAUAAAAUAAAAUUUCUCAAAUUACUCCGCGGGCCGCAAAGAGACAUGGUUCGGGUGGCAUGCGGCCCACAGGAUGCGGGUUGCCCAUGCCUGGCAUAUGACAUAUUUCAAAUCUCAUGUCUAUUUUUUAUGAUUUGUUUAUGUGUUUGUUUGUCCUUCACUGAGACUAAUACAUUGUCCUGGCUAUGGCCUGUUAACACCAGUGUCUCUAAACCUGCAGUAGUACUAUACAGGACAAUACUUGUACCCUAGUGACUUUGCAUUAACUAGUGGCCAGGACUAUACAAGUCAACCAGUGGUUUCCAGAAAGCCAUUAGCCACCUAUGAUACUGGGGGUUUGAUGGAUAACCCCAUCAAGGUUUAAAGCAGUCCCUUACAGACCAAAAUGCAAGCACAGUGAUAAGUCACAUGAUAAAGGGCAUCAUAUUACAAAUGGCUGAAGUGAGGGAAUGUUUCUUAUGAGACAGUACUUAUGAAAAUCUGACAUUUAUUGAACAUACACAUUACAGUUGGAAUAUCUUUUAGAGGAAUUGAAUCCAACUAAAGAAGUGCAUCGGCAUUAAAAAAAUACUGGUAUUGUUACCUAAAUUAAUAUUUCUCACAUUAAUCAUAUGAAAAUGACUGUACAAUGAGCAGAUUUUCCUUAAAAUUAGUACAUGUAAAUAUAUAAUAAACCUCAAUGUUAAUUCAUUUAGUUCAUAAAAUAAGGCUUCCCUUAUGUAAGCUGUAACAGUGAAUAAGCUUACAUUCCAACUUAUUUAUUAUUCAAAUAAAAUAUUAGGUGUGCAGGCAUCCCUCAAUAUACGAUCUCACGGCUCAUGAAAAUUUGAUUUAAUUAUUUAAAUUAUUUUUUUUUUUGCUUUAUGAUUGGACUUUCUCUGUUUAAAGAUUGCAGUGACAGGAAAUUAAAAGAAAUAUCACUCCUUAGCAGCUUCAUGUACAUAUUCCUCUUCAUUUCUCAUCCCAAAAUGGCUGAAAUUCAAAAAUGCAUUCAUUGUUAUCUGCAGGCCCGUCCUUUGGGGGGGGGGCAACCACCGCUGGUCCCAGCACUAGACCCAGUGACCAUGGACACAUUACCUGUUGACUGGUUAAUCUGACCUCACGGCUUACGCCACCAUCGCAACCGUGACCUUACCAUCCAUAGCGACAGUUCAAUGGGGGUGGGUUUCUCUAACCGCAUAAUCCAUUGCACUCCAGUCCACCAGUGAGAUGAGGUUGUGUCCUGUGACUCCUGCCUUUUGAGUUUUGUGAUAUAUAUAUAUACGUAUAUCACUGUAGUUGCACGUGAUCCAGGUAUAUGCUGAUAACCACAAGGAAAGAAGAAAACACAAAGUUCCCAAGCACUUUCGUGUAAUUCACAUCUUUUUUUUUUCUGGGGCCCCGCAGUGGCUGAGUUGCCCCGGGUCCCACACCCUCCUAGGGACGGCCCUGGUCAUCUGAGUAGGGAAGGACUACCUGUCCACUGUUGCCUGAAUCUUUCUACUUGAGCCACUAACUGCAUUCAUCACAAGUGUUUUUGCUUUGCUCACCACUCUUAUGCCACGUGCCCACCUAUUACGUACGAUAACCAUUGUGCUGAUCACUGUGCUUACAGACUGUAAUUGUCAAUCAUAAUACAGGUACAUUUGUGGUGUCAUUCUCUAGUGAAUUCAGUGAUUGAACUCUAAAAUACUAGGAAACAUGCAGCUGUCACCUCAAGCAAAGUUAAGUGUCUUCAUAAGGCAAUUACUUUGGAGGUAAAACUGGGCAUCAUCAAGUGCCAUAAGAAGGGUGAAGGCCUCAUUUCCAUUACAAGAGCACUUGGUCUGGCCCAUUACCCCUGUAUAUAGUACUGUAUCUACCAUUGUCAAGAAUGUUACACCAGUUAAGACCGUAGGAGAAAGUGUGACUGCAAGUACAACCACGAGGCUGACGAGAGCAUGUGACCCGCCAUGGUUAAUGUGGAGAGACUACUGCAGUCAGGCUUAGGCUCUGAACGGACUGAGGGAACUGAGACUUUCAAGGCAAGCUCUGACUGGUUGGAGUGGUUCAAGUUAUGUGCCAACCCCCAGAGCUUCCAUCUCACAGGAGAGGCAGCAAGUGUGGACUGUGAAGCUGCCACUACUGUCACCAAUCGCCUGAAGGUGAAGAUCCAAGAAGGAGGAUUCAGUCCCAAGCAAGUUAUCAAGUCUGAUGAAAUGGGUUAUUUUGGAAGAGGAUGUCCUCCUGAACCUUCACUGCAAAAGAGAAGAACCUGCUUCUGAUUUAAAGCUGCCAAGGCAUGCCUCACCCUGUCAUUUGGAGGUAACACCAAAGAUUUUGAACUGAAGCCACUCCUUGUCUGCCACUUGGAAAAUCCAUAAGCACUCAGGGGUUAUAUUAAGGAGUUUCUAACGGUCAUCUGGAAAUCAAAUCUUUAGCGUGGUUGACAAUGACAUUGUGCCAGAGCUGCGUGGUUGGCUACCUCUCCAGAAAGUGUAAGGAGUACUGAAAGGCCAAUUAUCUUGCCAACACGUACCUUGUGAUCCUCAAAAAUGCUCCUGCACAUCCACCAUCCAUGGACGAGUGGGCAGACAACACUGACAUGCUGUUUGUGCCACCAAAUGCAACCUCACUCAUCCAUCCCAUGGACUGGACAAGCCAACAACCAAGGAGUUGUGGCACAAUUACAACAUCAAGAAGGUAUGGACAGCAUUUCAGAGUCAUGGAAGGAGGGUAUGGAAAACUUUUGGCUGAAGUGUGUGCAUGGUUUUCAUGGAUUUGAGCCAGUUAAAAAGAUUUGCCGAGAUAUUGUGCAGCUCUACCACCAGGCUGGCUUUAAUGAAGUUGACCAGGAAGAAGUUUAGGAACUCCUUGAUGCCAUGAAGAGGAGCUAAGCAAAGAAGAGUUGAUGUAUCUGAAGAAGUUCUCAAUUGAUGCACAACAUUGAGCAACAGAUUCAUUAUCAAGAAUGUAAGAAUCAAGUGAGUGAAAGACACAACAGAGUAUUAUUACCAGCUUCUUUGGGGUCAAAACUCCCAAAAGAGACAGCCCGAGUCACCUGAGCCGGUUCCAUCUACCCUCAGAGUUAGCUUUUAUAGAACCUAAGUCAUGCUACCCUCCCCUGAGAUCAGACCUGCCACUCCAACAACUUUAAGUGCACCGAGUACCACCCAUUCAUUAGUGGCUGAGUUAGAAUGAUUAUUCAGAGCAAUAGAAGUCCUCCAGCCUCCGAGUGUGGCCCUUACAACAUAAUAUAGGCGUGAUAACUUUCACCUUACUAUUUUUCUUUACCAUUCAUUUUAUGAUGUAUGGGGGAGGUGCUUUCAUACUGUAAUUUUUCCAUGACUUAACCCAACUCACUUUUCUAUUUUUAUUUAAUAUUUAUAUCACCAUUUUCAUACUACAUAUAGUGUAUGUACAAAAUAUGCAUUGCAUUGUGGCAUCGAAGUAUCAUUAUAUUGUGGCAUUGAGGUGUAGUAAUUUACUACUGUGAGUUUUAGAGCCUAUUUGGGUGAAAACCCCCACUUUGAGUGACUUGGGAACAUAACCCCACUAACAUCAUGCUAAAACAUGUUCAAUAUACAGUAUGAUCAUUCACUUAACCAUUGGGUUUUGAGGAAUACAAACUGAUUGUAAAUCAAGGGACACCUGUACAAUAUUUCUAUAUUCCAAAUAUAUAUAUAUGUUAUA